This is a messenger RNA of Canariomyces notabilis, 892 nucleotides long. RefSeq lists its product as uncharacterized. Bases 204 to 704 code for a protein of 166 amino acids. The transcript has a single exon. The record is from RefSeq and is a predicted model, not a curated record. NCBI's taxonomy places the organism in Eukaryota, Fungi, Ascomycota, Sordariomycetes, Sordariales, Chaetomiaceae.
UUUGCAUUUUGCUCUUUAGCCUUGUGUCUUUUGCAUCUUGUUGGUUAGCAAUGGAGUUGGGUUGUUGAUGUUGAUGUGGGUGUAUCAGUCUUCGAUGCGACCCUUGCAAAGCUGGACAUGAGAUUGGGGGCCAUCCGAGCAGCUGCGCCACGGUGUACACGUACUUAUCACCUACGUAUAGUCGUCCUAGCAUUCGGGGAGCAAUGUUCAGGAUAGCACAUCACGAGGUUUCCGUUUGCUUCCACUCUAAGCUGAUGAUGGAUGCGGUCGGUGACAGUUAUACAACUCCUAUGUUUUGUCUCCACAGGGACAACUCCGCAUGCCGCUCUCAGCCGUGCGGGGUUCAGGUCUUGCCGAGCUUCACGGGGCUCAUUUGCCGAGGACCGCACGCCCCGCAUCACACCCCUCUUGGGGCUACCCCUACGCGUAGGAGCAGCCGUCGAGUUCCCGGAGAUGGUGGGUUGCAGUGUGCUCCGACUCAGCCUCCGAGGCGGGACGCUACAGCAAGGGCGGAGGAAGGGGCACGACUGUACAGUACACGGUAUUCUCCCUGUAUUAGUAUUAGUGGGGGACCAGCAUGUUCGGGGACAAUCUACAUGUAUAUUCAAGGGGCUCAAUGUGUUUCUCCUGAACCGUAUAUCCAGCUCAUACAGCUGGUACGAGUAGCUCUGUCUUGGACUCUGAACUGCUUGUUAUACUGCUAGUACUCGUCCUGCAGCCGUUGUCACACUCGCAACCAUGUCCCCUGAAUUCGAAGCCCGCAUCCAAAAGGCCGUUGACGAUGGCGCCAUCGCCGGCGCGGUCCUCCUCGCGCGAGACAAGUCUGGUACGGGGGCAUCUCCCUCACUCACCCCUUUGAAGGAGUAGUACCAGUACUAACUCACCUCCCCUC